AAAAAGAAAACAGGUGAAAAACUGUCAAAUUUCCUAACCUUAAAGUUCGGCAGGCAUUAGAAUUUAAAUUUUCCUCGAUCUUUUUAUUGUUAAAUUACUUAAUAAAAUGUCUCUUUUUACAAAUUAUUUAGUGAAAAUUACAUUACAGAACAAUUACCGCCUGUUAACACCGCUGAGAACAUUCCGUGUUAGUCAAGUUAAGCAUCUUUAUUCUCCUGCCGCUCUCGGUAUCGAUGGAUACCUGAACAGUAGAAAGAAAAUUAAGGAACAAUUCACCAACUUCUCUGAGAAGUUCCGUACAAAAAUGACAGAUUUUGUUAUGGAUCCAAAGAACAUGGUAUUCACUGAAGAUUUGAAGAAUAUGGUUCACAUGGCUGAGCCUGCAGAUUUAAAACUCAUAUUGGAUAUGGUUAAAAAAUUUAAUACUCAAAGUACAGAGUUUCGUUUUGGUUCCUUUGUAUUUGGCCCUGUUGUAAUGAGGAUGUUUCAUUUCUUGGAUGCACCUACUGAGGCACUACAGUGCUUUGAAGACCCUGCCAACAAAGGUUUCUUUGACCAGCUAAUUUCAUAUCAAAUCUUGCUGGAUCUGCUGUACAACCAUGAAAUGUAUGAUGAGAUGUUCAGAGUGUUUGAAACAGUACAGGAGAGGCAAAUUAACAUGACCAAGUUUCCAAAGUAUCCAGUUGUACUGAUACUAGCUGCUUGUUAUAAGCAGAAUACACCAAAGAGCAUGGAGUAUGCAUCAAAGUUAUGGCUGGAAAUGACCAGUGUGGGUACAUCUCCACUCAGGAGGGCAUGCACGUUUUUUGCAGCUUUGGCAAUUAAGCAGGGUGCUCCCCAAAUUGCAUUGGAAAGUAUAGCAUUACAGAAACAGCAUUAUGUUACCAUCAGAAAUAUUAAGGCAAUGGCGCUAUCAGACAUGGGACGAGUGGACGACGCUCUGCCUGUGCUGAGAGCAGUAUUAGAUAUCGACAGACCUGAUCAGAAGGAUAAACACACAUUCUUUAAUGAAACAUUGGAGAAAGUACGUGCCGCCGUCCAAAAGGCAAACAAUAAGGAUAUAGAGAAAGAGUUCCUUGACAUCGAAAAGGCAUUGAAGGAUCGAGGUCUUAUUUAUUCACAGACUCUAGAUCAGCUGUUAAACGUCGAAAUCGCGAGUCUUCCGAAGAAAAAGGACCCUAGAAGCAUGAGUAGCAAAUUCCAAACACAUAGAAUGCCCUUUUCUCAACGUAACAGAAAUAGGACCGUCUAACCAAGUGUACUAUAGUGACAAAAGUAAAAUAAUUAUUUAGUUAUUCUCUGUGUAAAUAAUUAUGCUGACUGGAGUUUAGUUU
This is a messenger RNA of Pectinophora gossypiella (pink bollworm), 1334 nucleotides long. RefSeq names its product pentatricopeptide repeat-containing protein 2, mitochondrial-like. Gene Ontology annotation, biological process: multicellular organism development; regulation of mRNA processing; mitochondrion organization. Gene Ontology annotation, cellular component: mitochondrion. The transcript has 9 exons. Gene Ontology annotation, molecular function: RNA binding; protein binding. The record is from RefSeq and is a predicted model, not a curated record. Lineage: Eukaryota; Metazoa; Arthropoda; Insecta; Lepidoptera; Gelechiidae. Bases 107 to 1252 code for a protein of 381 amino acids.